AUGGUUCUCACAAUGUGGUCCAUCAGAGCACACGGUGAAGAAAUUGAUUCCAACCAAAUUUAUGUUGGACAUCCCACCAUGUCCAGUAAUGAACUUCAUCAUGGUGGGAAGUUCACAAAAUUUCCAGGCAUCAAGUAUAUUGAAGGGCUUGUAGCAUACAUUAACGUGGUCCAUAUAGAAGAAUUCCCAGUACACGAAAUGGACUCCAUCAUGUUAGAUUUAGGGUAUGUUUUUCCAACUUUCAUCUACUACCAUUUCCGUUUGCCCAAUGAGGGUUUGGAUUUUGGACUAAGAGCUCUAGGUAAUGAUGAUGAUGUACGUAACCUAUCAAAAUAUGUGAGUGAGAACAAACUGAUAAAAGUGUACACAAAGCAUGGAGAAAUAACGUUAGUUACAUAUUUCAUGUCCCCAAAUGGUCCUAGAAGGGUUAUAAUAGAAGCGAUAGAAUAUGAGGAACCACCUCAGUCAAUAUCCUCUACUCUUGGUCCUCACUUGGUGGAAUCUGAAGUUUGUAAGGGUAAAGUAGGGUUGACCUUGGCAAGGUAUGGGUCUUUCACACCUGAUUUGAGUAGGGGCAGAGGUUGGAAACCUACCCAAGAAAUGGUUGAAAACUUAGUUAAUGAGGGUGUAGAGGAGGGACAUCCUACUGCAAAUGAGGUUGUAGAGGAGGGGCAUACUAUUACAAAUAAGGGUGUAGAAGAGGGGUGUACUGCUGUGAAUAAGCAACAAAAACAACUAUAG
This is a messenger RNA of Lactuca saligna, 741 nucleotides long. The record is from the annotation of a GenBank genome assembly. Lineage: Eukaryota; Viridiplantae; Streptophyta; Magnoliopsida; Asterales; Asteraceae.